This is a messenger RNA of Pyricularia grisea, 5627 nucleotides long. RefSeq lists its product as uncharacterized. Gene Ontology annotation, molecular function: helicase activity. Lineage: Eukaryota; Fungi; Ascomycota; Sordariomycetes; Magnaporthales; Pyriculariaceae. The coding region runs from base 1 to 4377 and encodes 1458 amino acids. The record is from RefSeq and is a predicted model, not a curated record. The transcript has 7 exons. Gene Ontology annotation, biological process: regulatory ncRNA-mediated heterochromatin formation. Gene Ontology annotation, cellular component: nuclear RNA-directed RNA polymerase complex.
AUGGUACAGGAUUUGACAUCCCAAAAGUCGCUUUCGCAAAAAGUCACGCUGUGGCAGUUGCGCGUUUUGCCAUUCUUUAACACCAUCCUACACCGAAGCAUCGUCGAGUCUGUGGUCCUGGAGCAGGAGGUUGCCAUGAUUUACCGCACACUUCUGGGGCUUGAUGCGACCCGUCUCAAGCAACUUUUCGAUUUCAUUAUCCAUCUCAUCGAUCACUGGGUAGAGCUACCCUUCCUCAGUACCCCCACUUCCAGCUUAGAGGCUCUCUCUCUGUCCUGCAGGGUGCUGGCAAAAGCUAUUGAUACUAGCUCUUCCAACGUCGUCAGUGCGAACUUUGAAUCCAUUGCCCGGGACCUUCGCAUUAGAUCUAAUGUCUUUGGCUCCGGAACAGAGGAUUUCUACUCCUUGCAAGCCAACAAAUUUCUCGAGUACAUCUUUCGCCGCCUGAAGGUCGGUGAAUCGAUUCCGAACGCACAGCGUUUCAGGUCGCAAGCAACGGGCGCCGCUGCGGCAUUCACACUUAGCCAGGACCUUCCUGGGGCACUCUCUCAUCAGGGUCGGCGUCACGACAACGACUACGCCGACAUUAAAAAUAUCAAUUUGAUGCCAACAUACGAGGAGAUCCUGUCGUGCCGUGACGAAUACCUGCCGACCACAAACCCCUCGCAGCAUCAUAUCCCGGGUCUUGGCGGCUUAUUGGACCGCCACUUUCGACUUAUUCGCGAGGAUACUCCGCACGACUUGCGCAGCGCCAUCCGCAGUCAGCUAGAGUCGAACAGGCCGGAGGUUGAAAUCCGCACCAAAGUCAUCAGUUACGAUAAUGCAACAGCUGUCGAUGUUACAUUCGACCGUCGUACGGGACUGGAAUUUAUUAUCAGGAUCGAUCAGCCCAAGGGAGCCCGAAAUCUUGAGAAAUCGCAACGAGCUACAUGGUGGGAUACAACCAAAAGACUUGAAAAUGGAGCACUCGUCUGCAUUGUGGACGAAACCUACAACGUCAUCUUUCUGCAGGUAUCCAGAUCCACCAACCGGACGGCUUCGGGGCCCGAAGUUACUGCUCAGACGCAAGCGACAGACGAAAAUUACGAACCUCGGUAUAGCUUGUGCGAUGAUGGCCGUCAUGCCUUUGUCCAUCUUCGAAUGGUAGACAUAAAGGCUGCAGAGGUCCAAAAGUCCUUGGUGUGGCUCAAGAGCAUGGAAACCAGGCAACGACGACAGCUUUUCGAGUUCCCGUCCAUUCUCCUGCCCUCCUUUGCUCCACCCCUUAGGGCUUUCCAGUCCAUGUCGCAAGAGCUUAACAUGCCGUUCAGAAAUUUCAUUUCUCUGAGCGUCGGCGACGAGACACCCACCCUCGACGCGCCGCUCUACACCAAAAGGCCUGGAUUUUCAUACAACCUCGGCUGCCUGACAAGCAUUGGCACAGAGAUAAGGCACAGGCCUGGUGACUUUUUCGAUCUCGCCACUCUCUGCCAGCACACCACCCUUGACCUGACGCAGUUUCGAGCCAUUAUAGACUUACUUAGCCGAUCACUCGCUUUGAUCCAAGGGCCGCCGGGGACUGGGAAAAGCUACAUCGGUGAAGCCAUCAUCAAAGUGCCGCUGGCGAGUAAGACCCGAGCUAAUCUAGGACCAAUUUUGUGCGUCUGCUACACCAACCAGGCCCUGGAUCAGUUGCUGGAGCACUUGAUUGACAAGGGCUGCCAAAACAUCAUACGCAUCAGGUCCCGGUCAAAAUCAGAAAGGCUCCAGCCCAUCAAUUUGAGAGAGGUGGUGAGACAGAUGACACGGAUGCAAGUCGAGGGCAAGGCUCUUUGGGCGCAUCAGGACGAAAUAUUUGGAUCGGCCAGCGGGAAUAUGACCGGGGGCGAGGACGACGACGGUGGCGUUUGGCAAACGAUUCGCCAUGGGCCUGCGCACAAUGAAUACGAGGCUUCAAGAGAACGCAACCAGCGUGUGCGCAGCGCGAUCGACUUGCGAUGCCUUCAACAGGCCAACAUCAUUGGGAUCACCACUACCGGGCUGGCUACGAAUCUCGAGCUUCUCCGACGUGUCAACGGAAAGGUGCUCGUCUGCGAAGAAGCCGGCGAGGUCCUAGAGGCUCACCUCCUGACUGCGCUGCUCCCGACCAUCGAACAUGCGAUCCUCAUCGGGGAUCAUCUCCAACUUCGACCUCAAAUUCAGGAUUGGAGGCUACAGCGAGCAAACCCGGCAGGCCUCAAAUAUUCGCUAGAUGUCUCACUUUUCGAAAGACUGGUACGGCCUAGCAUACCCGGUAUGCCGAGCCUCCCAUUCAGCGUACUUGAUACCCAGAGGCGCAUGCAUCCUUCCAUCUCGGAGCUCGUACAGUCGACUCUGUACCCGACCUUGGCAGAUUCAAAUACGGUUGCAGAGUAUCCACGCGUUCCUGGGAUCACGAAACGCCUGUUCUGGCUUCACCAUGAACACCCAGAGUCCGGCUGGAAUAAUUCUCAGGAUGCCAUUGAAACCUUUUACUCGAAUGAGUUCGAAAUCGACAUGGUGUCUGCACUAGUCUCGCAUCUAAUACGACAGGGUGUCUACAAGUCUGGGGAGAUCGCCGUCUUGACGCCAUAUCCGGGUCAACUCAAGAAGUUCCAGCAAAAGCUUGGCUCAUCUAUGCAGAUCACUGUCAACGACCGUGACACCGAGGACCUGGCCAGUUUGGAAGUUGAUGUUGAUGAUAAAUUGUCAAGAAAUAAGAAAAGUCCGGCUAAAAUAUCGGCGCUUGAUGGCAUCCGCGCUGCAACUGUGGACAACUUUCAAGGCGAGGAGGCAGAUGUCGUCAUCGUGUCGCUUGUCCGGAGCAACAAGGAAAAAAAGUGCGGAUUUCUCAGCGUCUCCAACCGCAUCAACGUUUUGCUUUCUCGAGCCAGACACGGCAUGUACAUCAUUGGCAAUUCCCAUACAUGCAGUAAUGUCCCAAUGUGGACGCAGGUCAUCGAGAUUCUCGGCCACAAAGGUAAUAUCGGCAGGGAGCUGGAGCUGCAGUACCCCAGACAUCCCGAAACCAGGAGUUUGGUCUCGCAGCCGGACCACUUCGUCCAGUUCUCGCCAGACGGGGGAUGCAACGUUCGCUGUGACCGCAGACUCGACUGCGGGCACUCAUGCACGGGAUCUUGCCACUCUGCAUUUCUCCACGACACUUUCAAAUGCAUGAAGGACUGUCCCAGGCCCAAAAAGAAUUGCACACACCCAUGUCGCAAGCGGUGUGGCGAGCCCUGCGGCACCAUGUGUACCGAAGCCAUCUGCAAUGCCGGACUGAGUCUUCCAUGCGGACAUGCCAUCGACACUGUAGAAUGCUGGAGGGCCCAGGACCCGGACGCCAUACAGUGUUCAGUCACGGUGGAGAAGCUCGUCUCUGGCUGCCGGCACAAGGUCAAAUUGCCCUGCCAUAGGGACCCUGCCAACAAGUAUGCGGGCGGGACUACAACGCUUGUAACCAUCGCUGCGAAGCGAUGUGCCGCCCCGUGCGAUUGGGUCCCCUGCACCAAGCGAUGCGGCGAGCUGCUGAGUUGUGGACACCAGUGUCCCUCUGUCUGCGGCGAGGCUUGUCCCGAGCAGAUUUUCUGCCAGCAAUGCGCCUCGGAUGAGGUCAAAAACCAAGUUGUCGAUCUUAUCACUUUUGAUAAAUACAGUAUGAUAGACCUUGACGAGAACCCUUGCAUCUUUCCCGACUGUGGCCAUUUCCUCACCUACACCACAAUUGACGGUCAGAUGGAACUCGGCAUCUUCUAUCAAAUCUCGGAAGAGGGACUGCCAGUUGCCAUAACCAGCGUUCCGCACCCGUUUGGUCUGGACGGCUCGAUCAAGGCAUGCCCCACCUGCCGCGGGUCUCUACGGAAAAUUUCACGCUAUGGUAGAAUCGUGCGCCGUGGUCUGUUGGACGAGUCAACCAAGAAGUUUAUCGCCUGGGCCAAUGGCGUUUCGAAAACACUCUCUGAAAGGUUCCUCAGAGCUCGCGAUGAACUGGAUGAGAGAACGAAAAAAGACUUCGUCUUCACCACUGCUGCCUCGGAACAAUACAACCUGGAGGGCUCACGCCAGGAGCAGAUGUCUCAUCUCUUGAGGUUGACCGGGUUGACUCGACACAAACGCCUCAAAUCCUUGAGAAGCCAGAUUCUUAAAUACCUGGACCAAGUCGGGAGGGAUGAGCAGCCGUACCAACGCGUGUCCAACCUUGUCUCCUUCAUCAAUAGACAGCGACGUGGAGGCGUGGGGGAUUUUGCCUUUGAUCAGGCUGCGAUCCAGAUGGGCAGCCUCAUCGAAGCCUCAGCCCUUGGGCUCCAGUGCGAUAUCCUGCUCAUCUCCGACUACAUCGACCUCUGCCGGAGAUCCGCGGACGGAUCAAGAGGUGGCUGAAGUGAGCGUAUUUACGGGCAUAUAAGGUCGUGGUUGCACGAAGAGCUGGGCUGCCUAUUAUGCAGUGCUGUGGAUAGCAAUCCAGUGAUCUCGAGAUCAGGCGAACAGUAAAACAAAACAAUAACAAUGGGCAUAGGAAAGCUGCACGAUGCUCAGCUGGUUACAUUAAGGGUUGACCAAGGCCUAUGGUCUAACACUGACGCGAAGCCGCAACUUGGUGCGCUCUCGAAAUAUUUUUCUCUUCACGGCCCUUCCCACCCACAAUCUUGCCAGCUCUGGUGGAUUUUGUCGAGCUGUCAUACGGAAAUAACUAGGGAGUCUUGCGGGCAGUCUGACCCAUUUGGCACAGCAUUUUACAGAGUUCCACCGGUCUCUAGCGGUCCAUCACUCGGCAAUUCUUACUUCGAUGAACUUCCCAAUUCACCUUAUGACUUUGUUCCAAUAUCAUUCCACCACUCUCUUCCACCAUGCUUUCAUCGUGAAGAGGUUUUGGAUUUUUGCAGCUGAUCCCGAAAUACAAAGAACACUGGGUGCUUGUUAUUGGCGGAACGGCUGAAACUCGGGAGCAAGCCAAAAGUUUAGGCUUCAACAAACUGCGAAUAUAGUAUCUCCUUGUCGUCAUUGCUGGAGAAUUCGUCGUCCGACAAUCCGUCAUCUACCCAUCGACUACCGGAUGGUGCGUUGGUAGGCUCAAGAUUUUGCUGGGAGGAAAUUGUCCCAGUUAUCAAGCGCCGACUCGAAGGUAUUCGGUUCCGCAAUGGCUGCUGCUUUCUAUUGUUUGACUGCAACAAGUUACUGGUGCUUAUCAAUGUGUGAAUUGCUUUUUGACGCUUCCCAUCUCCCCCGCUGGUGCCAAUGACCACAUCUGGCUUACGCUUCAGGGGCACCUUAUAGUUCGACACAACUCUGUCACUCUGGUGCUGGAGAUGGCCAUCCGAGCAAGGAUACACGCUCUGGCUCCGUGAAACGAUGCGCCCCAUAGAACGUUGCGGCGUCGGCGAGGCGUUCUCUGCAGCGUUUGCUAAUAAAUUAAGUCCACUUAGAGGAUUUGCGGCAUCAUUUUUCCGAGUCGCAGAAACAUUCAAGGCGUAGUGUCGGAGUGUCGCAGUGGCUCUUGCCCUAGUAUCCAGUUCACCAGGGCUCAAACUUGUCGCCGGGCUAUGUGAGACAAAUCGGGGGAGGAAUUUGGGACUGUAGGUGUAGAUGGCUGGUAUUGGCCGACUGAACUAAAAGGUUCAAGUAUAGUUCCC